This is a messenger RNA of Trichomycterus rosablanca, 405 nucleotides long. It is a transcript of the gene gngt1, whose product is annotated as guanine nucleotide binding protein (G protein), gamma transducing activity polypeptide 1. The transcript has 3 exons. Gene Ontology annotation, cellular component: heterotrimeric G-protein complex. Gene Ontology annotation, biological process: G protein-coupled receptor signaling pathway. Gene Ontology annotation, molecular function: G-protein beta-subunit binding. The record is from RefSeq and is a predicted model, not a curated record. Bases 54 to 275 code for a protein of 73 amino acids. Lineage: Eukaryota; Metazoa; Chordata; Actinopteri; Siluriformes; Trichomycteridae.
AGGAUUCCCUGGUCGUUUUCAGGGUGGAAGACACCUUGUCAUAAGUAAAAACUAUGCCGGUUAUAAACGUAGAGGAUCUGACGGACCUGGAUAAGGCAAAAAUGGAAGUAAAUCAGCUAAAAAUUGAGGUAAAACUAGAGAGGGAAAAGGUGUCUAAAGGCUGUGAAGAAAUCAUGGAAUAUAUUCAGAGUGGUACAGAUGACGAUCCCUUGGUCAAAGGCAUCCCAGAGGAGAAGAAUCCAUUCAAGGAGAAAGGUGGAUGUGUCAUUUCCUAAUGUGGACAGAGGCUUUUUCCCUACCUUUAAAAGUGUAAAGACUUGGGACAGUACAUGAAGACUGGUUUAUUAAUAGCCAAAAACAUCUUUGCUGCCUAAUAUUGAGAAAACACUGUCAAUGAUAGAUAUU